AUGGACGGUCCUGGCUCCUCCUACGCCGCCCGCAGGGCUUCCUCGAUGAGCCCGACGAGCCCUGUAAGCUCCCGGCACGGGAACGGCGGCACCAAGCGCAAGAGGAGCAGCGGCUUGGUCGCCGCCGAAAGCAGUCCUGGCAGCUUCAUGGAUGAUGAUCACGGUGAUCACGAUCACGCCGAUGACAAAAGGCGCCAGCCGGGCGUCAAGCGCGCCUGCAACGAGUGCCGACAGCAAAAGAUGUGUCCUGUGACGUCCCGGAGAGGUUCGAGCAUGAGAGUGCCGAGACUGACGGCGACCGCCGACGGAGGACAGCUUCGUUGUGAUGUCAUUCAGGAUCCCUUCCAGAGCUGCUCGAGGUGCAACCGUCUGAAGCUCGAGUGCAAGAUUGAGAACAAUUUCAAGCGCGUCGGCAAGCGAUCGAAGCAUGCCGAGAUGGAAAAGGAGAUUGAUCGCCUGCGACGAAACGUGGCCCGCGCACGAUCCCAAGGUUUCGUCCAAGAAGACGACGACGACGUCGUCUCGCCCGCGGCCGGCAGCACCAUCACGACGGCCAGCUUCGGCCACGGCCACGGCCACGGCCACAGUCAACACCACGGCCACGACCAUAACCACAACGCCAACCACAACCACAACCACAACGCCAACCACGGCCGCAACCAUACCCACACCCGCAACCCAUCCCUCAUGGGUUCCGACGAGGCAGUCUCGUCGCUCCUGCAUCUCAAGAGGGGCUCCUACAGCGUCCAGCAGCGAUACACGCACGAGCUCGAGGGCGUGCGCCUGACCGACGGCAACGUCACCCAUCUGUUCAACGAAUUCUUCGCCUACUACCACCCCUUCCUCCCCUUCCUCACGCCCCAGCAACCUCCGGAGCAGUACAAGCAGCAGCAUCCCUUGCUCUUCUGGUCCAUCAUCGCCGUCGCCGCCCGCCGCUACCGUCCUGCCGAUGCCCCCGACCUCCUCACGAACCUCUCCGGGCCCAUGACGCGCUACUUGUGGACCACCAUCGGCGAGGUGCCGAGCAACUACCACGUCGUCAAGGCCCUCUGCCUGCUCUGCACCUGGCCGCUACCGACAAGCACCACGACCUCGGACCCCACCCACAUCCUCUGCGGCGUCAUGAUGAAGACGGCCACCGGCAUCGGCCUCCACCGCCCGAACCACAUCCGGGACUUCUCCAGGGUCUCCGUCGAGCUGAACAAGGAGCAGCUGCACGACCGGGUCACCACCUGGGCCGUCUGCAACAUCGUCGCCCAGAACAUCGGCACCGGCUACGGCCAGCCGGCCUCGUCGCUGUACGACUGGACCCUCGCCCUUCGGCCCGGCGACGACCCGGCCCUGCACCUGUCCCGGGACCUCGAGGCGAGGCUGCAGAUCGAAAGGUUCUGCGACAAGGUCUCCAAGGAAAUGUACAGCAACGCGAGCGACCCCCGGGGCGUCGCCGGAGAUGAGCACCGCGCCAUGCUCAUGCGCGUCUACCGACGAGACUUUGGCGAGCUGCAAGCCUCCAUCCUGUCCCAGCAGCUCGGGCCUAUCGUGAACCUGCACCUGCGCGCGGCAGCCUUGCACCUGCGACUUGCCGGCUUCUUCGACUCGAGCAAGACACCCGGCUACAUGGACGACCUCAUGGGCCUCUGGCGGGCCGCCACGAGCUUCCUCGACGAGCUCCUCGAGGUCGACAACAUAAACUCUUCGCACGAGACGACGAGCACGACUCUCUUCUACGCCACCAAUUACGUUCAGCAGAUGCUCGUCGCCGCCACCUUCACGCUGCUGAAGCUGAUGAGGUCCUUCUUCUGCAAAACCAUAGACUUCGACCGAGGCAGAAACCUCUUCCUCGAUGCCGUCCGCGCCAUACGGACGACGAGCGUCGUCACGAACGACCUGCAGUGGCGUCUGGCCGAGCUGAUGGCCCAGAUGUGGAACGGAGCUCGUCUCGACGGCCGGCAUCAGGUCUUCAGCGAGGAUGACCGGGCCAAUCAAGUCGACGACAGUCUCCAGCUCAAGGUGCGCUGCCGGCACAGCAUGAGUCUUGUCUUCGACUCGGUGUGGCGGUGGCGAGAGGAAUAUCAAUCCCAGGGCAGAGGUUCGCUGGAAAAUCCAAAGCAGUCGACCAGUUCGGAACCGGCAAACGACUCAUCAGUGGCAUCGUCUCAGCUCGACAGCACGCUGAUGCCCGCUCACAUCCCUCCCACGGCGAGCAACCUACUGAGCGCCAACGGCGCACUAACACCAAGCGCAGCCGCCCUUUCCACCGCCGUGUCGGGUCCCAACAGCAUGAUAGGGGGUAGUCUCAGCUACGGCGAUGCCAACUACGACUUUUUCGAUCCCCAGCAUUGGAUGCUGGACGGCCUGCUCGACUUCAACUACUCGUUUGUUCCACCUCUCGAGGGAGCAUAG
Molecule: messenger RNA, 2403 nt
Organism: Drechmeria coniospora
Lineage: Eukaryota; Fungi; Ascomycota; Sordariomycetes; Hypocreales; Ophiocordycipitaceae
Exons: 3
Coding region: 1-2403 (800 amino acids)
Biological process (GO): regulation of DNA-templated transcription; DNA-templated transcription
Cellular component (GO): nucleus
Molecular function (GO): DNA-binding transcription factor activity, RNA polymerase II-specific; transcription cis-regulatory region binding; zinc ion binding
Source: RefSeq, a predicted model, not a curated record